Molecule: messenger RNA, 1867 nt
Organism: Rhizophagus irregularis DAOM 181602=DAOM 197198
Lineage: Eukaryota; Fungi; Glomeromycota; Glomeromycetes; Glomerales; Glomeraceae
Molecular function (GO): hydrolase activity; protein binding
Source: RefSeq, a predicted model, not a curated record
UUUGUCCCAAUAAACAAGUUCAAUAUCUUUGGCACUCUCUAUAAGCUUUUGUGAGUCUGGUGGUAACAUCAUAGUUAAUAAUACUUUCGGUGCCAUUGAUGAAUAAAGAUUACCGGUACUCAAUCUAAAUAUAUUAAAUAAUUUCGACCUUCCAAAAUUCCUUAGCAAUAUCUAUGAUCAACACGUGCAUUUUAUCAUUAAAGUAGAUGACAGACAUUACACAACUUGAUAAAUGCUAAAUUUAGAGGGUUUUUUUUUAAGUUUUCCUUUAACCAAACGACAAAAUGAGUAACGAACCGAAUGGCAAUCAAAAUACUUCCGUUUUAGAAGAGAAUAAAAUCAAAGCCGAGGAAAUUAAAGAAGCUGCUAAUAAACUGUUUCUGGCCAAGAAGUAUGAAGCUGCGAUUGAAAAAUAUUCAGAAGCAAUUAACCUGAAUCCAAACGUUGCAGCAUACUAUGCCAAUCGAUCUUUUGCCUAUUUCAAAACUGAAGCAUUUGGAUACGCUAUUACAGACGCGGAUAAGGCAAUUAAACUUGAUCCAUCAUAUACUAAGGGAUAUUAUCGAAGAGCGGCAGCAAAUAUGAAUUUAUGUAAAUUUAAAGACGCGCUUCGGGAUUUUCGAAUUGUUAUGAAAAGAUCCCCCGACGAUAAAGAUGCCAAGGCAAAGUUUACAGAAUGCGAGAAAAUCGUAAAAAGGAUGGCAUUCGAAAAAGCAAUUGAGGUAGAUUCCCCAAAGAAUCUUGCAGAGACGUUCGACGUAAACACGAUCGUGGUGGAACCUUCGUACGAUGGACCAAAGCUCGAAGAUGGAAAAAUCACGAAAGAAUUCAUUGAAGAAAUGAUGGAGCGUUUCAAAAAUCAAAAGAGAAUUCAUAAGAAGCAUGCAUUUCAAAUUAUUUUAGCAGUCAGAAAAAUUAUGUUAGAAACACCGUCAUUGGUUGAUAUAACCAUACCUCAAGAUUCAAAUUUGACUGUAUGCGGUGAUGUUCAUGGUCAAUAUUAUGAUUUUAUUAACAUUUUCAAAAUUAACGGUGUACCAUCUGAAACAAAUAUGUAUCUUUUUAAUGGAGAUUUCGUUGAUCGUGGUUCAUUUAGUCUUGAGGUCAUAUUGACCUUGUUCGCCUACAAAUGGCUUUACCCAAAGUCACUUUAUCUGACUAGAGGAAAUCAUGAGACAGAUGAUAUGAAUAAAGUUUAUGGUUUUGAAGGAGAAGUUAAAGCUAAAUUCUCGGAAGAAAUGUUUGAGUUGUUUUCCGAAACGUUUAGUACUUUGCCCUUAGCCCAUCUUAUUAACCAAAAAAUUUUGGUAGUUCAUGGUGGAUUAUUUAGUCGUGAUGAUGUAACAUUAGAUGAUAUAAGAAAUAUUGACCGAUUUGGCAAGAAACAAUUAGAUCAUGGAAGUUUGAUGUGUGAAUUGCUUUGGUCUGACCCACAACCUCAACCUGGACGAGGCCCAAGCAAGAGAGGUGUUGGAAUACAGUUUGGACCUGACGUUACCGAAAACUUUUUGAAGCGUAAUAAUCUCGAACUCUUAAUAAGAAGUCAUGAAGUUAAAGAAAAUGGCUAUGUGAUUGAACAUAAUGGAAAAUGUAUUACUGUUUUUUCGGCCCCAAAUUAUUGUGACACAAUCGGGAAUAAAGGCGCGAUAAUUAAUAUUACUUCUGAUUUGAAGUUGGAUUAUAAAACCUUUGAGGCUGUGCCUCAUCCUAAUAUUCGUCCUAUGGCUUAUGCAAGUCAAUUUGGAGGAUUGUUUACGUAAUAAAUACUCGAUAUAAGUUAGUAAAUGUAAUUAAAUUUGCUAUCUUAUACGUUUCAAAACAUUGCAUAAUAUUAGAUUAUUAUGCAUUUUACAGAUAAUUUAUUUAA